Molecule: messenger RNA, 1203 nt
Organism: Sphenostylis stenocarpa
Lineage: Eukaryota; Viridiplantae; Streptophyta; Magnoliopsida; Fabales; Fabaceae
Source: the annotation of a GenBank genome assembly
AUGCCGGAGAUUUCGGACGGUGUAAUUCGGCGAGCCGUUGUGAUCGGAAACGGCUUCGCCGGCGCUGAGAAUCAGUGCAUUGGUUUGGUCCGUGCUCUUGGUUUCUCCAACCGGCAUUCCAUGUACCGCGUGACUAGGCCUCAAGGAGGAAUCAAUCGGUGGCUUCAAUGGCUUCCUGUUUCGAUUCACAAAAAAUUAGAGUCCGUUAUUAGAAUGAUCUAUGGCAAGUCGCGCUUUCGAACGCCACACACGAUCGGCUUAUCCAACGUGUUGGAAGCUGAUGCUCACCACAUUGCCUCCAUGGCUCGCGAAACGUUUCACAAAGAUGGACCCUUGUUGGUGGUUGCCUCUGGACGAGACACCAUUUCUGUUGCCAGCUCCAUUAAACGGUUAGCUCCAGAAAAUGUUUUUCUUGUUCAGAUACAACAUCCAAGAUUUCACCUUAAUAGGUUUGAUCUUGUGAUCACUCCACGCCAUGAUUAUUACCCGCUGACUCCUCAUGCCCAACGGCAAAUACCUUGGUUUCUUCGAAGGUGGGUGACUCCAUGGGAACCUCCUGGCCGCAUUGUGGUCCUCACUGUGGGAGCACUUCAUCCAGCUGAUUCUGUUGCUCUUAGGGUUGCUGCUUCUGCCUGGCGUAACGAGUUAGCAAAUCUGCCAAAGCCCUUGCUUGUGGUUAACGUUGGGGGACCUACUGUUAGUGGUUAUGCUUCAGAAUGUUCUAUGGAGCUGUGGGAGUAUCAGGAUAUCUUUCUCCAGGAGAACCCCGGACAAGGUACAGAUGACUAUGCAAUUAUGUUGGCAAUAGCAAGUAUAAAUGGUGUUACCGGGGGGAUCACCAAAAUUUUGGUCAAAGAAUUUUCCACAAAUCCCAAGGUCCAAAUAUGGGACGGUGAAGGUCCAAAUCCACAUAUGGGACAUCUGGCCUUGGCUGAUGCCUUUGUUAUUACAGCUGAUUCAGUUAGUAUGUUGAGUGAGGCCUGCAGUACUGGGAAACCUGUGUAUGUAGUUGGAGCAGAGCUAUGUACUUGGAAGUUUGCUGACUUCCAAAAUUCUUUGCAAAAACAUGGGGUCGCUCGACCAUUCACUGGGAAGGAGAAUAUAGCCGAAAGAUGGAGUUAUUCUCCACUGAAUGACACUACAGAAGCUUCAAGCCAAGUAAUUGCAGCUCUUGCUCAGCGAGGAUGGACCAUUCAUGCAUAA